This is a messenger RNA of Diversispora eburnea, 1224 nucleotides long. The record is from the annotation of a GenBank genome assembly. NCBI's taxonomy places the organism in Eukaryota, Fungi, Glomeromycota, Glomeromycetes, Diversisporales, Diversisporaceae.
AUGUACAUAACAGAAAUAACCGAAGAAAAAGGAAUUAUUUCGAUAUCAGAAACAAAAUUAUUAAUCGUUUUAAUAUGUUUAGUGGUAUUUGUUCGAGGAUUUAGUCUUUACAUACAAAAAAAUUUACUUAAAGUUCAACAACCAAUAAAAAAAAAUGUGACAAUUGUUGUAAUGGGAGAUAUAGGAAGAUCACCUCGAAUGCAAUAUCAUGCUUUGAGUUUCGCACAGAAUGGAUGGAAAGUUGAUUUUAUUGGAUAUGAUGGAUCCAAACCACUUGAAUCCAUUUCAUCUAAUCCGAAUAUAAAAAUCCAUUAUAUAACUCAUCCAUGGAGAAUUUCGGAUAGAUCUUCUAAAUUAUUAUUCAUUUUAUAUGCUCCGAUCAAAAUAUAUAUUCAAAUAAUAAAAUUAUAUUGGUAUUUAAUUAUGAGAAUAAAUAGUCCAGAUUUCAUUCUUGUUCAGAAUCCACCAUCAAUACCAAUAUUAAUGAUUGUACAAUUUAUUUGUUGGUUACGACAAACAAAUUUAAUAAUUGAUUGGCAUAAUUUUGGAUAUACUAUUCUUGGACUUCGAUUAGGACAAGAUAAUUUUAUGGUUAAAUUUGCAAAAUGGUAUGAAAAAUUAUAUGGAGGACGAGCGCAUGCACAUUUAACAGUCACUGCAGCCAUGCAUCGAGAAUUGAUGUAUAAUUGGGAAUUUUUAACACGAGUAAAUUUAGAGAAAUUAGUAACGGAACAAACACUUGAUUCCAAUUUCCUUCCAUCACCAACAACAUCAACAACAAAUUCUUCUUCAACAUUAUUAACCACAAAAUCAUCAUCAACUUCAUCAGCCAAAUAUCGAACAAAUCGACCAAUAUUAAUAGUUAGUAGUACUAGUUGGACAGCUGAUGAAGAUUUUUCAAUAUUAUUAAAAGCUAUUAAAAUAUAUGAUCAAUAUGUUGAAAAUAAUAAUAAAUCAUUUCCUAAAUUACUUUUCGUUAUCACGGGUAAUGGUCCUUUAAAAGAUAAAUAUAUAAAAGAUAUUAGUUCAGCAGAUUUAGGAAUUUGUCUUCAUACAUCAUCUUCAGGAAUGGAUUUACCAAUGAAAGUAGUUGAUAUGUUUGGAUGUGGUUUACCCGUUCUUGCUAUUGGAUUUAAUUGUCUCGAUGAAUUAAUAAAACAUAAUAAAAAUGGAUUAAUAUUUAAAAAUGAAGAACAAUUAACGAUGGGAUACAAAUUGGAAUAA